AUGGAGUCGGAAAGGAUAUGGCUGCUGUAUACUGCUGAGAAACAGGAAAGAAGAAAGAAUCUGACAAAAUCAACACCACCUCUUCGAACAAUCAUCGCAAUGGAGUCGGAAAGGAUAUGGCUGCUGUAUACUGCUGAGAAACAGGAAAGAGGAAAGAAUCUGAGAAAAUCAACACCACCUCUUCGAACAAUCAUUGUUAUUGUUUCUAUUGUUAUCCUCGUUCUUGUUUGCGCCUCUCUCCUUGCUUCCGUAUCUGUUCAUUCCUUACCUUUUGCAACGGUAGAUGCUGAAGGUAUUUCUGGCUCUCAACCUGCUAAAGUACACAACUUGGUGCAGGGUAAAUGGAUAGGAUCUUCAACCUGGAAUACAAUUGUGGAUCCUUUAAAUGGAGAACCAUUCAUUAAAAUUGCUGAGGUAGAUGAAACUGGAACUCAGCCAUUUGUAGAGAGUUUGUCGCAGUGUCCCAAGCAUGGACUGCGCAAUCCCUUUAAAUCACCAGAGAGGUAUCUUUUAUAUGGAGACAUAACUGCCAAGGCAGCCCACAUGCUUUCGGUUCCAAAGGUUUCUGAUUUCUUCACCAGGUUAAUUCAAAGGGCUGCUCCUAAGAGUUACCAGCAAGCUCUUGGUGAAGUGCAAGUUACUCAAAAAUUUCUGGAGAAUUUCUCAGGUGAUCAGGUAAGUUAAGACAAACCUUUC
Molecule: messenger RNA, 696 nt
Organism: Populus trichocarpa (black cottonwood)
Lineage: Eukaryota; Viridiplantae; Streptophyta; Magnoliopsida; Malpighiales; Salicaceae
Product: delta-1-pyrroline-5-carboxylate dehydrogenase 12A1, mitochondrial
Exons: 6
Coding region: 1-684 (227 amino acids)
Cellular component (GO): mitochondrion
Molecular function (GO): L-glutamate gamma-semialdehyde dehydrogenase (NAD+) activity; aldehyde dehydrogenase (NAD+) activity
Source: RefSeq, a predicted model, not a curated record